Leopardus geoffroyi (Geoffroy's cat) is the source of this 442-nucleotide messenger RNA. RefSeq names its product histone H2B type 1-C/E/F/G/I. Gene Ontology annotation, cellular component: nucleosome. The transcript has a single exon. The record is from RefSeq and is a predicted model, not a curated record. NCBI's taxonomy places the organism in Eukaryota, Metazoa, Chordata, Mammalia, Carnivora, Felidae. Gene Ontology annotation, molecular function: DNA binding; structural constituent of chromatin; protein heterodimerization activity. The coding region runs from base 16 to 396 and encodes 126 amino acids.
GAAAGCCGAGUUGAGAUGCCUGAGCCCGCGAAGUCCGCUCCCGCCCCGAAGAAGGGCUCGAAGAAGGCGGUGACCAAGGCGCAGAAGAAGGACGGCAAGAAGCGCAAGCGCAGCCGCAAGGAGAGCUACUCGGUGUACGUGUACAAGGUGCUGAAGCAGGUGCACCCCGACACCGGCAUCUCGUCCAAGGCCAUGGGCAUCAUGAACUCGUUCGUCAACGACAUCUUCGAGCGCAUCGCGGGCGAGGCGUCGCGCCUGGCGCAUUACAACAAGCGCUCGACCAUCACGUCCCGGGAGAUCCAGACGGCCGUGCGCCUGCUGCUGCCCGGGGAGCUGGCCAAGCACGCCGUGUCCGAGGGCACCAAGGCCGUCACCAAGUACACCAGCUCCAAGUGAGUGCUGGGAGGCACGAUCCAACCCAAAGGCUCUUUUCAGAGCCACA